Molecule: messenger RNA, 5835 nt
Organism: Brassicogethes aeneus
Lineage: Eukaryota; Metazoa; Arthropoda; Insecta; Coleoptera; Nitidulidae
Source: the annotation of a GenBank genome assembly
AUGAGACUUGGCAACAUUGAACAGGAACGUCACAUUCGCGUCGCUGUUCGUCACAUUCGCGUCGCUGUUAUGUCAUCUGAAUACGACAACCCCAAUUUGAUGGUAAAAUUUGGUUCAUUUCUAAUAAAUAGGAAUUUAGGUGAAAUAGCAUGUAACAUAACAUAUUACGGCGGAGUCGGUCAUACAUAUGAAUUGGAAGUAAAGAGGCCUAAUGACUCCCAACUGCCAUUUCUGUGCUAUCUUACUUUUACAGCGGCUGGGGGCACGUUUGGAGAGCUCGUUCAAUUAAAAGUGAUUUUAAGAACCAAUAAUGAAAAAAGAGCAGGAAAUGGAAGUGGUAAUGGAAGUAGCGUCGUUGUAAAUUUGUAUUGUUUUUGUUGCGGAAUAUUAAAUGGACCUGAUAUACGAUGUUUCAUGAAAGAUCAAGCAAAAAUGCUCUCAAAGUUGACGAGCUUAAUUGUCGCAUAUGCCAGUGUUAAAGCUGUCAUUGAAAAUGUUCUUGUUCGACCCGUAAGCAUCACCGCGAACGAGAGUGAUCUACCACGCGACAUUAUACCCGCUUUAUCCCGCUUAAUCCCGCUUUAUCCCGCUUGUGCAUCUCAACCGCUUGAAACCAACGCUGACAGCCAGAAACCAGACCAGGGCCCUGAGUGUCGUCAUCAGAACCAGCCACAAGAUACAACCGCUACGGCUACCGUUGCCGUUACUAGAGUAAAUACCGCCAUUGCACAGCGUAACAGUGUUGUCAUUCGAAUGAAAUCAAUAUUUGAAGCAGCCGAAUCCGCUGAAGACAGUGACGUUAAACGUCGUGGUUUUAAAGUAAGAUAUGUGCAAGUAAAAACCUUGUAUCAAACAUUUUUUAAACAACAUAGUAUUAUUCUCGCUCAUUUGGCCAAUACUGCGGGUUCAGACUUAGAAUCACAUCAUAAAAUUUGCAACGAAUUCGAGGAAAUGUACUACUAUAUACAGGGUGUCUUUUCAAAUUACGAACCGGACACCUCCGCUAAUGAUUCUUUUGCUUCGCAAACCAACACAAAUGUAACUCCGAAUAUAUCAAGCCAUAUAAGGCUUCCGCGCAUAGAGUUACCAAAAUUUUCAGGCGAAAUUCGGGAAUGGAAAACUUUUAUUGAUAUGUUUAUCGCAAUGGUUCAUGACAACGCCUCGUUAAGUAAUGUUGAAAAAUUUAACUACCUUCGUGCGUCGUUAGUGGGUUCUCCGUUGGCUAUUGUUACUCAGCUUCCGUUAACUGGGGCCAACUACAAGAUUGCCUAUGCUGCCUUGUUAAAACGAUACGAAAACAGGCGGAUUCUUGCCACCGCGCACUGGCGAGCCAUUGAAAACGCAAAUAAAAUUCCUGAAAAUUGUUCAUCUCCCGAAACGAUCCGCCAACUUAUCAGUACAUUUACAGAAAACAUUGCCGCGUUAAAAAAUUUAAAAUUUCCAACCGCGAAAUGGGACUUUAUUUUAUUUCAAAUGUUGUUAAGCCGCUUAGAUACCGCCACAUCCACACGUUUUGAGCUGGAGCAAGGGGAUAGUGUCGAUACAAUCCCUAGUUUUGAGGAACUAGAGGAGUUCCUUACCAAACAAUGUACCGCCUAUGAAGCAGUUGCCUUCAGCGCUCCCUCUGCGCCUAAAAGAACCCCGCAAACUUCUAAAUCUUUACCGCCACCAAAUAAUAGUUUUUCUAAACCGCGUCAAACAAAUAGCUACCUAAACAAUGUCGCUACCAAUUUAUGUCCGCUAUGCAAUGUUGAUCAUUUACUUUACAAAUGUCCCAAAUUCUUGGAAAAAACGCCACGUGAUAGGUUUGAACUUAUAAAGACACGCAAAUGGUGUGUCAAUUGUUUAAGUUCGAAACAUACAUUGUUUACUUGCCGAUCUGAAAAUGUUUGCCGUACAUGUAGCAAGAGACACCACUCGCUUAUUCAUUUUACAGAAAAUAUUAAUUCUAAUCCCGCAUCUUCGCAAUCGCACGCUAUCGCAUCCACCUCCGCUACGCUCUUGUCUAAUUCUAACGCUUCGCACUCUAUUUUACUCGCAACCGCUGUCGCUGAAAUAUUAGAUUCGCGCAAUAAAUAUCAAAAAAUCCGCAUUUUACUUGAUUCCGCAAGUCAGUGUAACAUAAUUACGCAAUCAUGCGCAACUAAACUCGGUCUCCGAUCUACCAAAUCGCCGUUGUCCAUUAAAGGCCUAGGUUCCAUGAAUGUCUCCGCCACACUUUCCGCAGAAUGUCAUAUUCGCCCCGCAAAUAAUAAAAAUUCGAAUUUAGACUUUGAUGCCAUAAUUUUACCGCAAAUUUGUAACCACAUGCCAACUUCGGUCAUUAUGGCAGAUUGGCCACACAUUUCAAAUUUAAAACUCGCUGAUCCGCAAUUUUGUUCUCCCGGAGAUAUUGACAUGCUGUUAGGUGCUGAGAUUUUCCCAUACAUUUUAUUACCAGGUCGCGUUCAGGGUUCUAAACAUCAUCCCGUCGCGUUAAACACCAUUUUUGGCUGGGUUCUCAUGGGAAAAAUUGGCAGCUUACCUGCUCCUCAAGUCAACAAUUUCUUAACGAUUUCCAAUGACGAACUAAAUAAUACGCUUAAAAUGUUUUGGCAUGUUGAAGAGGUGCCCAAAACCUUGGCCAUUUCCGAUGAUGACAAACUUUGUGAAACGACUUUUACUAAAACCCAUACUCGCAAUACCGCCGGGCGUUACUGUGUUACGUUGCCAUUUAAAAAUACCGCCCCGCAAUUUAAUAAUUCUCGCUUUCCCGCCUUAAAAUGUUUUUACAACUUAGAACGCAAACUUGCCGCAAACCCGGAUUUAUACGCACAGUAUUCAGACUUUAUGCGUGAGUACCUGUCAGAAGGGCAUAUGGAGGAAAUCAAAAAUAUUUACCCCAAUGAAAACGCCUAUUACAUUCCACAUCAUGCCGUCGUGACCUCUAAGUUACGUGUCGUGUUUAAUGCUUCCUUUAGAACCGCGAACAAUUUAUCGCUUAACGAUGCUCUUUUGAUUGGCCCAAAAUUGCAGCAAGACCUCCUGUCAAUUUUUCUUAAUUUUCGCUUAAAUCGAAUCGCUUUUACCGCCGAUAUUCGCCAAAUGUACCGUCAAAUCGAAGUUACGAAAAGUCAUCAAGAUUUUCAAAGAAUUUUGUGGCGCUUCUCGCCUACGGAUCCCGUUUCUACCUAUCGCUUGUUAACUGUAACGUACGGUGUAAAUUCUAGCCCAUUUUUGGCUAUUCGCACUAUCCAGCAGUUAGCUAAUGACGAAGGCAGGGAUUUUCCGCGCGCCGCAAAUGUUCUAAAUAAUGACAUGUACGUCGACGAUAUUGUGUCUGGCGGAUCCACGUUGGAUGACGCUAAAAAUCUACAGAACGAUUUAAUAAGUAUUUUAGGCAAAGGAGGUUUUGAACUGCGAAAAUGGGCAAGUAACUGUCCUGCGUUACUCGCGCACCUACCGGAAUCGUAUAAACAAGUAGGUUCUUGUGAUUUUGAACAAGAAACCACCGUAAAAAUACUUGGUUUACGGUGGAACUCCGCCACUGAUAGUUUUCUAUAUCAGGUUGAACCGCAACAAAAUUCUAGUUGUACAAAGCGCACUAUUUUAUCACAAAUCGCAAGAAUUUUUGACGUUGUUGGCUUUCUUUCUCCCGUCAUAAUAACCGCUAAAUAUCUGGUACAACAUUUAUGGAGCUUAGGGCUUGAUUGGGAUGAACCACCCCCCGCAGAUGUGUUAAAUAAAUGGCAAACCUUUAAAUCUGAAUUACCGCUUCUUUCUAAUGUUUCUAUCCCGCGUUUUGUUGCCGCUUUAACUCAGUCUUGUCAACUACAUGGCUUUUGUGAUGGUUCCGAAAAAGCCUACGCUGCUGUUGUUUAUUUACGCAUCUCUCCAAAUGAUUCUGACCAGGCGCAAAUUUAUUUAAUAUGCGCAAAAUCGCGCGUCGCACCGCUUAAACGUCUCUCGGUUCCACGCUUGGAAUUAUGUGCCGCUGUUUUGUUGGCCGAUUUGCUUUAUUAUGUUUACGAAACAUAUAAAAAUAAAUUAACAUUUGAGAAUAUUUAUGCCUGGUCCGACUCUACAAUUGCUUUAUCAUGGAUUAAAUCCUCGCCGCACCGUUGGCUUACUUUCGUUGGCAAUCGAGUAAGUCAUAUUCAAAGUAAAGUUGCGCCGGAAAAUUGGAGACAUGUCUCUACUCUUUGUAACCCAGCAGAUUGUGCGAGCCGUGGUGUAAUGCCGUCCGAAAUCGUUUCACAUGCACUGUGGUGGACGGGGCCGCCGUGGCUUCAGCUGCCUGAAUCGUCGUGGCCACGUACGUUAAAUUCGGUUGAUAAUACGCUAGCGGUCUGCCAUGAGGAACGCAAAAUUACGCUUGCUAAUGUUAUUGAAACAACUCCUCUUGAUAAAUUAAUUCAUAAAUAUUCGUCGCUAAACAAAUUACAACGCAUUAUCGCAUAUGUUCUCCGCUUUAUAAAUAACGCAAAACCCGCUCACAAAAAACGCACCGAUUUUUUCACUCAAAGUGAAUUACAUGAUUCAUUAUUAGUUUUUGUAAAAUAUGUACAAAAAGUUCACUUUUCUGCCGAAAUUUCUGCGCUAUUAAAGCAUCGCCCUGUAUCUAAAUACUUACGCAAAUUAAAUAUUUUUCUUGACUCUAACAAUAUUGUUAGGGUGGGGGGACGGCUUCGACACUCGAAUUUGAGUUUUGAACAAAAACAUCCCGCGUUAUUACCUGGUAACCACCGCUUUGUCAAGCUUUUAGUUCAGGAAACGCAUAAUAAACAUUUACAUCCAGGUACUCAAACAAUGCAGUAUUUAUUAGCACAGAAUUUUUGGAUAUUGUCUUCAAAACAAGUCAUACGCAAAGUAACUUCAAAAUGUUUAAGAUGCUGGAAACUAAAUCCAAAAUCUCCGCAACCUCAAAUGGGGGAUUUGCCACCCCUACGCAUCUCGCAAUUAAAAUGUUUUUCGGUUGUCGGCGUAGACUACGCUGGCCCAUUUUCUUUACUAAUGAGUAAAAACCGCGGUACUCGAACAAUAAAAGGUUAUAUAUGUGUUUUUAUAUGUUUUGCCACGAAGGCAAUUCAUUUAGAAUUAGCUUCUGACCUAUCCAGCGAAGCCUUUCUUGCAGCCUUACGCCGCUUUAUUGCACGUCGCGGAAGAUGUUCUCAAAUAUUCAGCGAUUGUGGCACCAAUUUUGUUGGUGCAAAUAAGCAAAUUCUCAGUUAUUUUAAAACCGCGGCUGCUUCUGAAAGUCUCAAAUGGAGUUUUAACCCUCCUUCUGCUCCGCACUUCGGAGGUUUGUGGGAAGCUGGCGUUAAAUCGGUCAAAACACAUCUUUAUAGAGUCAUUGGUGAACAAAUUCUAUCUUAUGAAGAAUUUUAUACUGUGUUAACGCAAAUUGAGGCUAUCCUUAAUAGUAGACCGUUGUGCUCAUUUUCCGUAGAUCCCAAUGAUGUUCGAGCCCUUACACCAGGUCAUUUUCUGACUCUGGAACCUUUAUCAUGUCUUCCCGAUCCCGAUUUACAAUCCGUUCCGCUAAACCGCUUAUCCCGUUGGCAGCUGUUGCAGCGUAUGCACCAGGACUUCUGGGCACGUUGGCAUGCCGAAUAUCUCCACACCUUAUCCCAGCGCAUAAAAUGGACAUCCGAGUCUUGUCCGAUUAAGGUGGGGUCUGUAGUUCUCCUCAAGAACGAGCUUUCGCCACCCCUUCAAUGGCGCCUUGGCCGUGUUGAAACGCUUCACCCCGGUAAAGACGGGGUUGUCAGGGUUGUUACAGUGCGAACAAACCUAGGCACCUUUAAGCGACCUGUUGUUAAAGUGUGUCCUUUACCGCAAGCCGAUCUUCAAUGA